This is a messenger RNA of Parastagonospora nodorum SN15, 3768 nucleotides long. RefSeq lists its product as hypothetical. The transcript has 2 exons. The record is from RefSeq and is a predicted model, not a curated record. NCBI's taxonomy places the organism in Eukaryota, Fungi, Ascomycota, Dothideomycetes, Pleosporales, Phaeosphaeriaceae. Gene Ontology annotation, molecular function: guanyl-nucleotide exchange factor activity. Gene Ontology annotation, biological process: intracellular signal transduction. The coding region runs from base 1 to 3768 and encodes 1255 amino acids.
AUGGCGGACUACAGCAACCAGCAGGGGCGGGAAUUUGCGCGCCCGCCAAAUGCAAAUGGCCAGCCCACAGGAGCAAGGGACGCGGCAUUCGCAAACAUAUUCGGCGCCAGUCCCUCCAUGGCUGGCCGCUCUCAGACAAUGACUUCACAGCCACAGAUGAGACCUACUGACCGCGCUGCCACAAUGUCGUCUCAGACAGCCGACAUGAUGCAGCGCGCUCCACCAAUGCGUCAGCCGAUCAAUGGCUAUGAUCGGCGCCCUCAGGCACAUUAUGAUCCGCGCAAUGGCCCCGGCCCUGCACAGCAACGCCCAAUGGACCCUCAAGAACAAUACAACCGCCAACCUCCCAACGGAUAUCCGGGAGACCCGCGAUACGCACAGGGUCAUCCACAGCAGCAGCAACAGCAGCAGCGUCAACCGCAGCCGCAGCACCUCCCAAACCCACUUCGCCCCGACCGCCAACCGUAUGGCCAGCCACAGCGGUUUGACCCAAGAACUUCUCCGCCUGGCCAACCGCCAUUUUCGAAGCCGAUGCCAAAUUUCCCAAACCGAUUCCCUGGACCGCCGGGACCUGGUAUGAACACGGAUCCCUACCGCUCACAGUCCCUCGCCCUUGGGCCACGGCCACAGUUCUCACCUCCAGGCCCUAGCCACCCGUCACAAGCGAACACCUUCCGACAACAGCCCUAUAUGAAUCAUAUGGCACGUACGACUGCACAGGGCCGUGUUGUGCCUGAGCGACCGGAUGAGCGCACCAUGUCGAUGAGUUCAUAUACCAGGGACGUCGACCACACGCAGACAAUGAGUGGGAGAGUCAUCCCCAACCGACGGCAAGAGCCUGGUGCAAACGAUAUGGUACAGGGAGAACAGAGGCCGCCUAGUGGGUCGCAGGUGCCAAUGGCCCCAGGAGCUAGAACACGGAAUGCAAGUCAGGGCAGCAUCUCGCAGCAAUCUCGAACAAUGUCGAUGGCCUCCACGGUCGUAGCCCCUUCCGAGCGGACUGAUACCAUGACCUCUAUGACCCGCCCCAGUUCCACCCAGACGGUUUCAACGGUUUCGAGCAACAACAGGGCCUCAAGCCAGUCUCAGCAAAAUGGACAGGCGGUGGUCCCAUCACAAAACCGUCGAGCGCCUUUGGUCUAUCCGGCCUUGCUGUCGCGUGUCGCUGAGACUUUUCAGGACCGCAUCCAAGUCUCAGAAAGAGAAAAGGAUGGACUUGUGUACAGCAGCGCCUUCACUGGUGCGGAGGCAGUUGACUUGAUCUCAUAUAUCAUCAAGACCACAGAUCGCAAUCUUGCGCUCCUCCUCGGCAGGUCCUUGGAUGCGCAAAAGUUCUUCCAUGAUGUGACCUAUGCUCACCGAUUACGGGAUUCGACCAACGAAAUAUACCAAUUCCGCGAGACCAUGAUGGAAGACAAGGCGGAGAUCAAUGGCGUGUUUACGCUCUUGACAGAAUGUUACUCGCCCACUUGCACCCGCGACCGUUUGUGUUACUCGAUUGCCUGUCCACGAAGACUGGAACAACAGGCGCGAUUGAAUAUGAGGAUCCAGCCCGGUCUUAAACGCGAAGAGUCGCGUGCAAGUCUGCACGAAGAUUUAGAUGACGAGGAGCAGAAGCUGUGGAUCAACACUGUACCCAAAGAAGUUUCAGACAGCAUUACGGAGAAGGAACGGAAACGUCAGGAGGUCAUCUCCGAACUGAUGUACACUGAACGCGAUUUCGUCAAAGAUCUUGAGUAUCUACGCGACUUCUGGAUGAAGCCACUGCGCAACCCUCAGUCUUCUCCGAUUCCAGAGCAUCGGCGAGAGAAGUUCGUGCGAACCGUCUUCUCAAACUGCCAGGAGGUGUACAUGGUCAACUCUCGCCUUGCUGAAGCACUCACGCGCCGCCAACAAAAAGAUCCCGUCGUACGUAGUAUUGGAGACAUCUUCCUAGAAUACGUUCCACAUUUUGCUCCCUUCAUCAAGUAUGGUGCAAACCAGCUCUUCGGUAAGUACGAAUUUGAGCACGAGAAACGCACAAACACCCACUUCAUGCGGUUUGUCGAUGAAGUAGAGAGGAUGAAGGAAUCGAGGAAGUUGGAGCUCAACGGAUAUCUCACGAAGCCCACAACAAGAUUGGCUAGGUACCCCUUGCUUCUAGAGAACAUUGUCAAAUACACAGCCGAUGAGGACCCCGACAAAGAGGACAUUCCGAAGGUCAUCAAGAUAAUUAAAGAGACGCUAUCAAAGGUCAACAUGGAAUCUGGCAAAGCGGAGAACCACUUCAACUUGAUGCAGCUCCACAAAGAUCUAAAAUUCAGGAACAACGAGUACGUUGAUCUCAAGUUGACCGACGAGAACCGCCAGUUGGUUUUCAAAGGCAACCUCAAGAAGACACCCACGGAAGCGACCGGCGACAUCACAUGCUACCUCUUCGACCACGCUGUCCUUCUUGUACGCGCAAAGACCGUGAACAAGCGCGAAGAGCAAAAGGUUUACAAGAAGCCUAUCCCACUGGAGCUACUUGUGAUAACGCAAAUGGACGAGAUCAUCCCGAAACUUGGCAUCUCGAAGAGACCAUCCGCGAACUUGAUGGGCGCAAGAGCGAUCGCUGCAGCGACACCCAGUGGUCGCAACGAUGCCACAAAGCAGCAAGGUUACCCCAUCACCUUCAAGCAUCUUGGAAAAGGUGGUUUCGAAUUGACGCUAUACGCAAGUACGGCAAUUUCGCAACAGAAAUGGAUGGAGCACAUCGAAGCUCAGCAACGCACCUUGCGCGAACGUAGCAACAUCUUCACCAAGACCAUCUUGAAUGAGGGCUUCUUCAACCCAUCGAUCAGGGUCACUUGUGCCGUUCCCAUGGAUGGUGGACGCAAGAUGGCUCUCGGCACUGACGCCGGUGUGUACGUGGUCGAGAGAAAGGCCAAGGAUGCAUCGAUCAAGCCACGCCGUGUGCUCGACUGCAAGGGGGUAACGCAGAUCGACGUGCUCGAACAGCACCAGAUUGUGCUUGUUCUUGCUGACAAGACACUCUACUCCUACUCGACAGAAGCUCUGGACCCAGAUGACAGCCAGGCCAUCGCCAAGCGGCCUCGCAAGAUCUGCCAUGCCAACUUCUUCAAGUCUGGCAUUUGCCUUGGCAACAAUCUUGUGGCAACUGUCAAGACAUCUGCACUCUCGACUACCAUCAAAGUCUACGAGCCAAAGGAAAACAUGGCAGGCAAGGCACGCAAAUCCGGAUUUGCGAAGAUGCUAUCACAAGGGCAAGAUCAGCUCAAGCCAUACAAGGAGUUCUACAUCCCCACCGAGUCGACGUCGAUCCAUUUCUUGCGCUCAAAGCUCUGUGUGGGCUGCGCACGCGGCUUCGAAGUGGUCAGUCUCGAGACUCUCGAAACACAGUCCUUGCUCGAUCAAGCAGAUACCUCGCUCGACUUCGUCGUGCGCAAAGAAAACAUCAAGCCAAUUCACAUCGAACGAAUGGGAGGCGAGUUCUUACUGUGCUACACGGAUUACUCGUUCUUUGUUAACAGGAACGGUUGGCGGGCUCGUCCAGACUGGAAGAUUACUUGGGAAGGUACACCACAAGCUUUCGCCAUCUUCAACCCUUACAUCCUUGCGUUUGAGCCUAGCUUCAUCGAGAUCCGGCACAUGGAGAGCGGCGGUUUGGUACACAUCGUCACAGCGAAGAACAUCCGAUGGCUGCACACAUCGACUAGCGAGGUAUCCUUGACUUCUGGCGAUCUGGGCCUGCUGGCAAACAAUCCCUGGAUCAGCAGCGUUUACUAG